Messenger RNA from Jaculus jaculus (lesser Egyptian jerboa), 1281 nucleotides. RefSeq names its product GRB2 related adaptor protein 2 (gene Grap2). The transcript has 7 exons. The coding region runs from base 1 to 981 and encodes 326 amino acids. Gene Ontology annotation, molecular function: protein binding. The record is from RefSeq and is a predicted model, not a curated record. Lineage: Eukaryota; Metazoa; Chordata; Mammalia; Rodentia; Dipodidae.
AUGGAAGCUGUCGCCAAGUUUGAUUUCAUGGCCUCAGGCGAGGACGAACUAAGUUUUCACACUGGAGAUGUCCUGAAGAUCUUAAGUAACCAGGAAGAAUGGCUCAAGGCAGAGCUUGGGAGCCAAGAAGGAUAUGUGCCUAAGAAUUUUAUAGACAUCCAGUUUCCUGAGUGGUUCCAUGAAGGUCUUUCGAGACACCAAGCAGAAAACUUACUCGUGAGCAAAGAAGUUGGCUGUUUCAUCAUCCGGGCCAGCCAGAGCUCCCCAGGGGACUUCUCCGUCUCUGUCAGGCACGAGGAUGAUGUUCAGCACUUCAAGGUCAUGCGAGACAACAAGGGCAAUUACUUCCUAUGGACUGAAAAGUUUCCAUCCUUAAAUAAGCUGGUGGACUACUACAGGACAACUUCCAUCUCCAAACAGAAGCAGAUCUUCCUGCGAGAUAGAACCCAAGAAGAUCAGGGUCAUCGACGCAACAGCCUGGACCAGAGGUCCCAGGGAGGCCCACCUCUCAGUGGAGCCGUGGGAGAAGAAAUCCGGCCUUCAAUGAGCCGGAAGCUGUCAGAUCACCCACCUCCCCGCCCUCCACAGCACCACCAGCCACACCCACAGUCCUCCCCGCAGUUCUCCGCCAGGCCUCAGCACCCUCCGCACCAGCGCUACCCGCAGCAUCACCAUUUUCACCAGGACCGCCGUGGAGGCAGCCUGGACAUAAAUGACAGGCACUGUGGCACAGGUAGUGAAAUGAAUGCCGCCAUCAUGCAGCGGAGACACACAGACCCUGUUCAGCUGCAAGUGGCAGGGCGUGUACGCUGGGCCCGGGCACUGUACAAUUUUGAGGCCCUGGAGGACGAUGAGCUAGGAUUCCAGAGUGGAGAAGUGGUGGAGGUCCUGGACAGCUCCAACCCAUCGUGGUGGACCGGCCGGCUACACAACAAACUGGGCCUCUUCCCUGCCAACUACGUGGCUCCCAUGACACGCUGAGCCAGCCCAUCUGAGGGGCCGGGGGCUUUUUGUCUGAAGCUGCCUGCAAGAGAGGGGCCAAGGGGAAAGCAAAUCUGGACUUCAUGACUACAUAUACAUGUGCAGAGUAUACGCGUGUGUGCCCAUGUAUACAUACAACACACACACAUUUCAUAAUAGUAAUUUAUUGGCAGUUGGCUUGGUUCACUGGUUGGUGUGAGAAGGAACUCAGGUGGAGAAUGAUUUGUUCUUUGUCUGCUCUUCUCAGUGUGAGAGGUCAGUGGGGGAUGGAGGAGGUUGGGAGCAGGGCAGAGAAAUGAA